This is a messenger RNA of Cydia splendana, 1261 nucleotides long. RefSeq lists its product as uncharacterized. The record is from RefSeq and is a predicted model, not a curated record. The transcript has a single exon. The coding region runs from base 44 to 1084 and encodes 346 amino acids. Lineage: Eukaryota; Metazoa; Arthropoda; Insecta; Lepidoptera; Tortricidae.
UGAUCUCAUUCCUCAUACACUAAGCACAUCAUCAACUGGAACCAUGACGCGAUUGAAACGUAAACCAUUCGAAGACCUCGGAACGAAGCAGAAAAAAAACAGAUGCAGCGAUCUAAGCGUUGAAAACACAGACGAAGUGGUGUUUUCAGCUGUAAAGCUUUUAAAAGAAGAUGGUCGGGGUGAAAUUGCACCAGUGAUAGAAUAUAUGUUAAAGAACCCAGAAGCAGUCCAGAAAUUCACUGCAAUCAUCAAGAAGCCUGGUUCUACCGCGUCACUUACAGCAGAGAAGGCAUUAGGUCUACUGAUUUCUUUGAAGUUAAGUAAAUGGCAAUACAUAACUUUACGAGAGACAGCCAUCAGAGAGGGUGCUUCAAACUUAUACCCAUCGUAUUAUAAAGUGCAGAAGGCUAAAUUAGAUUGUUAUCCACCAACGCAAUCUGUUACUGUAACAGAUUUUUCGUGUGAGAUAACAUUGCAAGCUUUGCUGGAUUUAACAGUUACACGAAUUUUGAAUAGUUUACAAGAACAAGUAGAAGACAUGCAGUUAAGUUUAAUUUCUAAAUGGGGAUUUGACGGUGCUUCCAGUCAAAGCCGGUACAAGCAGAAAAUUGGUGGCAGUGAACAAGAUGACUCAAGCAUUUUUAUGACGACUUUAGUGCCACUAAAGCUUAUCUCUGGCGACAAAACAAUUUGGACAAAUCCAAAACCAUGUUCUGCUUCAUAUUGUCGUCCAAAGCAACUUACAUUUACUAAAGAGAACAAAAACUUUGUUCUAGCUCAAAAGAAAAAAAUGGACGAUGAAAUCAAAGACCUAGUGCCCACAGAACAUAGGAACAACAAAGUGACACAUAAGCUGAAGAUGACGAUGGUAGAUGGCAAAAUCUGCACAUAUCUUUCACAGGCUAAGUCAAGUGCAACAUGCGUUUUAUGUUUAGCUAAGCCUAAUGAAAUGAACAAUGUAGACAAAGUUUCGAAAAAAACAGUGCCUGAUACUACCUUAUAUGAAUUUGGACUAUCAUCUUUACAUGCCCGGAUCAAUACCAUGGAAUGCCUUCUUCAUAUAGCAUAUCGAUUGGACUUUUAAGAAUUUUAUGCAACUGAAAAGAGGGGCCUUAAACAGAAGAUGGAACUACGGAAGAAGAUUAUUCAAGAUCGCUUCAAAGACGAACUAAAUCUUUUAGUCGAUGUAGUAAAACAAGGUUCUGGAACAACGAAUGAUGGAAACACAGCACGAAAUUUUUUCGAAGAUCCCGAAAACACA